AUGCAGCUGUUCUUGUGGUCGGAUGGAAUUCUUCUCAGGAUCGUCCUCAUCUCUAUGUGUGCAUCUACAGAUACUGACCUAUUGAGAGAUCUUGAACGCAAGCGCGUUAUGAUACACGUGGAUCAUGCUCGCCUCUUCAAUCUCGCUAUCCCUCGAAAUCUUCUACAAAAGUUAUCCAAGAUUCAGUCUCAGACUUUAGCAAAGCACGAGAAAAGUUAA
This is a messenger RNA of Acanthoscelides obtectus, 219 nucleotides long. The record is from the annotation of a GenBank genome assembly. NCBI's taxonomy places the organism in Eukaryota, Metazoa, Arthropoda, Insecta, Coleoptera, Chrysomelidae.